CAUUCUGACAUAGAAACUCCGAGUAGUAACUAAAGGGUUAAAUAGUAUACGAUUUCAAAUCGCGAUUAUUUUUUCUUGCGAUAAUAAACAAUCCUUCACUUCACCCCCUAUCACCAUCAGAACCAUCAUAACCAUCGCCAACUGAUCUUAUUGCUUCUUGGAUUCUUCUGGUUCCACGAAAGGAAGACAAGAAAUCCGACUACUACUACGAUUUUUAUUAUUUUUCUUGGAAGAUCAUCGUAACCACGAGAGAAAAAGAAAACAUGAAAUUCUUACGUGGUGCAGUAAUUUUGACGUUGUUCUUCACCAUUUUAAUCGAUUGGACAACAGCGUUACCAACACCUGACAAAGAUAUGCUAAACGAAGUUGAUUUGGUGGAUGAAGAUGGUACCAUCGACGCUGCCCUAAUUAAUUAUCUUUUCACGAAACAAAUUGUACAACGACUUAGAAAUCAACUGGACAUUGGUGAUCUUCAACGUAAACGAAGUUAUUGGAAACAAUGCGCCUUCAAUGCGGUAUCCUGCUUUGGCAAAUAAACAAGCAAACGAAGGGACGAAAAAAAAAAGGAAAAAGGAAAAGAAAAAAAAAGUAAUAAAAAGGAUGAAAAA
Messenger RNA from Polistes dominula (European paper wasp), 608 nucleotides. Its product is annotated as prohormone-1. NCBI's taxonomy places the organism in Eukaryota, Metazoa, Arthropoda, Insecta, Hymenoptera, Vespidae. The record is from RefSeq and is a predicted model, not a curated record.